CACAAAUAUAAUUUUCUUCAGAAGAAGAGCUAGACAACACAAACUAUGCAGUAUCUUUCCUCUCCAGUCAGCAUGACAGUCUCAACAGACCUUACAAGAAUGAAUAUAACACAGAACCCGACAUCGAUGGAGUUGCCCUUCUCAAACCUGGAAAUCGUUUUCAUUCUGAUUGCCUUUGUUGUGUUUUCCAUGAUCACAUUAGCGUCUAUCUACAGUGAGCCAGAAGAUGAAGCAAAAGAAAAAGAAGAUCUGUACCAGCAAUACAAGAGGCUCAAACACAAUUCAAAGAAGAAGAGCGAGAAGGUGUUUGUUUCAAUCCUGGAUAACGUGGUAUAAGAAACAGCAGCACCCUUAUAGUUUCUAGAGCCUUGCUUACAACUAACGACAGUCUUCAUGGCCUCCUUGUUGGAGCAAGAGGCACAGCCACAGAUCUGCUGGAAUUCAGAUGUGACUAUAAUGCUUGAUGGGGUGUGGGCGAAGGACAGCCUUUGUCACCUCUUCAGAAGGGGGAACAAGUAAUUUGUGCUGUGAACUGUGACCUUAUUGACCAAAUAGUCUUGCUUGCACCCAAAGAAACAUCAUUUUAAUAUUUAUGAACACACUGUUUGACUACAGCUAAAAUAAUAUACAUUGUACCAUAUUAAUUUGUAUGUAUUAUGCAACCUGUUUAGUGCUUUAUUUAAGAUACAGACAAGAAGGUUAUUUUAAAUUAUUUAAGCAAUAA
Molecule: messenger RNA, 724 nt
Organism: Acipenser ruthenus (sterlet)
Lineage: Eukaryota; Metazoa; Chordata; Actinopteri; Acipenseriformes; Acipenseridae
Product: small integral membrane protein 31-like
Exons: 3
Coding region: 46-336 (96 amino acids)
Source: RefSeq, a predicted model, not a curated record